AUGGAUUCCGCAGACGAAAAAGCGAAUGCUUUACGUCUUCAAAUAGCUGAGACUGAGACUGAGCUUGCUUGUCUAAAAUUACAACUUUUGAAUAUUGAAGAAAAGACCGAUGGCCCAGAAACUAUAGGGAUAAACGCCUCUUCAGAAAAAGAAAAAGAUGGUCUCGUGACGAAUGAUCAGAGUAAAUGGCCUAUGAGUUUGGAGGAAUACAAACGAUAUGGAAGACAGAUGAUUGUACCUGAUAUUGGCAUCCAAGGACAAUUACGAUUGAGAUCCGCCUCCGUUCUCCUAGUUGGAGCUGGAGGUUUGGGUUGUCCGGCUGCUGCAUAUAUUGCCGGCGCAGGAGUGGGAACUAUUGGGAUUGUCGAUGGGGAUAUUAUAGAAGAAUCGAAUUUGCAUCGUCAGAUAUUGCAUCGUACGGAUAAAGUGGGGGUCAAUAAAGCUGUUAGUAUUGCUCAAUAUGUAUCCGGUCUGAAUUCAAAUGUAAAGACCAAUAUCUACGAAACGCAUCUCACGCCCCAAAAUGCACAGGAUAUAGUCAAAGAUUAUGAUCUCGUCCUCGAUUGUACCGAUCAUCCCACAUCCCGCUAUCUCAUAUCAGAUAUCUGUGUUCUUCUCCAAAAACCCCUGGUCUCCGCCUCCGCACUCCGAACAGAUGGUCAACUAAUCGUAUUGAACAAUCCCGCGCUGCCUCCUGGUGAUCUCUCGGGUGGUCCCUGUUACCGCUGUGUCUUUCCCAAACCGCCGCCGCCAGAAGCGGUAACUAGCUGUGGCGAUGGAGGUAUUAUCGGGCCUGUGGUGGGUGUCAUGGGUGUUUUACAAGCUUUGGAGGCGGUAAAACUCAUUGCAUCUGGAAAAUUGGAUGCGGUUGGUGAAAAUGGCAAUAUAAAUCCUACGUCUAAGACGAAUCCUACGACGAAUCCGACUACCAUGUUGUUAUUCUCUACAAAUGGAACAUCGCCAUUUAGAAAUGUUCGAUUGAGAGGUAGAAGAUCGAAUUGUUUCGCCUGUGGAGAAGAAGCUCAAUUGUCACUCGAGCAGUUAAAGUCCGGUUCUAUGGAUUAUGUCUUAUUCUGCGGUAUCACAAAUCCAGUCACAUUAUUGAGCAACGAAGAGAGAAUCGAAGCGAGAGAGUACGAGGAAUCGACAAGGAAGAAAGAAAAAGAUCACUUGUUGAUUGAUGUUCGGGAGAAGGUGCAAUUCGAUAUAUGCAAUAUUGAGGGGUCUCAUAAUAUACCGUUCUCGUCAUUACAAGGAAAUAAAAAGGAUGAGGAUUCCCCGCUAUCAUGGCUCACCAAUAAUCUGCACCCGAAAACUCCGAUAUAUAUCGUUUGUAGACUUGGUAAUGACUCUCAGUUGGCAACGAGAAAAAUGAAGGAAAUGGGACUGGAUCUAAAAGGCGACAGAUUCAUUGGAGAUAUUAAGGGGGGUCUAAGAUCUUGGAAAGAACAAGUAGAUGAUUCUUGGCCGGAAUACUAG
Messenger RNA from Sclerotinia borealis F-4128, 1479 nucleotides. NCBI's taxonomy places the organism in Eukaryota, Fungi, Ascomycota, Leotiomycetes, Helotiales, Sclerotiniaceae. The record is from the annotation of a GenBank genome assembly.